Molecule: messenger RNA, 2684 nt
Organism: Chlamydomonas reinhardtii
Lineage: Eukaryota; Viridiplantae; Chlorophyta; Chlorophyceae; Chlamydomonadales; Chlamydomonadaceae
Exons: 8
Coding region: 115-2163 (682 amino acids)
Cellular component (GO): nucleus
Molecular function (GO): RNA binding
Source: RefSeq, a predicted model, not a curated record
UUUCCCGGAUCAUCGCAUAUGUUAUACUUGGAUUCACAGUUGGAUGCAUGUAACUUCAAGCAGCAAGGAGAGUAGCAAAAGUUCCUAGAGGAUUCUUGGGAGGCCUCAAAGCAAAUGAGCACUGACGGCGGCCAGCCGCAGCAGAAGCGGCGAAAAUGGGACGUGCCUGCAAACAUGCCAGCUGCGGCGCCUGAGGGCCCACCGGCGCCACUCUCUGCUCCAGCGCCUGGAGGCGUGGACAUCGCAGCUGCGCAGGCAGCAGCUGCGGCUAUCUUCAGCAAGUACCACCCGGGGGCACAGGCGAAGGGCGCCACUCCAGGAUCCGCGCCAGCAGUGGCGGCAGCGGCGGGGACUGCGGGGGCGGGGGCUCUGGAGCUGGCGCGGGAGGUAGUCAUCAACGACGCCCCCACCGGCGUGCGCAUCCACCUGACCAAGCGGGGCGUGCAGGACGAGAUCCAGUCACGCACCGCCACCAUCAUCGUGACGCGCGGCCGCUACUACCCCCCGGGCGUGCAGCCGGACGGCAAGGAGAAGCCGCUGCACCUGCUCGUACGGCCCGGGGCACACGCCGGCACGACGGAUGCAGAGAAGCAUCAGGCGGUCAGCAACGCGGUGUCGGACAUCCAGCGCAUCCUGCAGGGCAUGCCGCCGACCGCGCGGCCGCCCGCGGGCUCGCCACAGCCGCCAGCGGCGACUGCUGCUGCCUACGGCGCGCCACAGGCCGCGCCCGCGCCAGUGGGUGCACCCUACGCGCCCCACCCGCACCCACAUCAUCAGCCUCCACCCGCCUACGGCGCGCCGCCUCCUGCGGGCGCCGCUGGCUAUCAAUACCCGCCGGCCGGAGCGCCAGGGGGGCAGCCGCUGCCGCCCCCCGGGGCUGGGGUAAUCACGCCGCCGCCGCCCGCUUGUGUCAUCUACACUGGUGUCACGCAGCCGGGCGGCUUCCCGCUAGCUGACAAGAUCAAGGGGCCGGGGAACACCUACGUACAGCACAUCGCGACCACUACAGGCGCCACGGUGCAGCUGCGGGGCCGCGGCUCCAUUGAUGCUGAGGGGCCGGACCCCAUGCACGUGUUCAUCUCGGCGGCGGCACCCAAGGCGCUGGAGGACGCAAAAAGCCUCGUCCUGGACCUGCUCCGCACCGUGGGCGAUGAGUUCAAGCGGUCCUACCCUGCGGCGGCCCACACGGUGCUGGCGCCCGUUGUCACCGCGCCGCCGGGAGCGCCGCAGCCCACGCCCGCCUACGCGCCGCCCGUCCCAGCACCCUACUACCCGCCGCCUGGGGCCCCAGCCUACGGUUACCACCACCCGCCGCCGGGCGCGCCGCCGCCGCAGUACUACCCGCCGCCUGGGUCCUACGCCCCACCCUACGGCUACGCGCCUCCAGGCGCGCCGCCCGGGGCGGCUGGAGCACCGCCGCCGUACGGGUAUGCGCUGGCAGGGGCGCCGCCACCGUACGCCUACGCGCCGCCGGGGGCGGCUCCGGCGCCGUAUGGGGCGCCGCCACCGCGCCCGUACGCGCCAGCGGGGGCAUACCCUGGCAGUGCGCCGCCCGGGGCUUACGCGCCGUCCGGUGCGGGGCCAGGGCCUGCAGGUGCCUACCAGCCGCCUGGGACCGUGGCGCCGGCGUACGCCUCACAGCCAGUGCAAGGCAGUGCGGCGGGGGCACCGGCGCCGGCACACGGGGGAGCCUACGGCAGCAGCGCCGCCGCCACUGGACCCGCUGCCGCGGGCGCUGCCGCCGGCGGCAACAGCACGGUCGCCAACAACGCAUCCGGGAGUGGCAACGGCGGGCCGCCCAAGCGCAAGUUCCGGGAAGCACGCGAAGGCGAGCAGGCCCGCCCCUCGCCGCCGCCACCCGACAAUCCUUACGCGGCCUACGCCGCGCAGUAUGGGCGGGGCCAGCAGCCACAACAACAGCAGCAGCAGGGGCAGCAGCAGGGGCAACAGGAUGCGGGCGUGGACGCCAAGGCGGCGGCCCCUGCCCCGCUAGAUAGGAACGGAGGAGACGCCCCUGCUGCCGCGCCUGGGGGCAGCACAGUUGCACAGGAGGUGCCCGCAGCGACUGGGCCUGCCGGCGACGGUGACAGCGGCGGCGGUGCUGGCGGCGCCAUCACAGGGUCGCUGCAUGGGUUGCUGCACGGAUAUGGAGAUGACGAUUGAGGCAAGCAAGGCGCGCGCUUUCCACCUGAUGUUCAUUGCGAGUUGGGCUUAGCUUUACGUGGCGCUUGGGUCUGCGUUGUGUUUGGGGCUGUGUUGUGUGUGUGGGGUUCAGGUGGUGGCGGGGGAGGUGCACGGCCGUACGCCUGCCGUGCGGCUCCUGCCUGAAUCGGAGUUGCUGGAGUUGCGAGUGCGCAAUGUGUUUGUAGCUUGUCAUGCGGGCGAAGGAAGGCUGAGACCUUUAGGAUAGCGAGGCCUCUGCCGCCGGGCAUUCCCACAGUUAACAUGCUGCAAAGAGUGCCACAUGUUAGUACAUGGUAAAGCCUAUCGAUCUGGGCGGCAGGUCCAAAUCAGCAGCGAGUCCACCUCGCCGCCCCUGGCACGCCAGCUCCCGGUGACGUUUAGCUGAUAGCCUGGCCGCCUGGGAGGGGUUGCUUUCACCACCAGGGACGGCAGGUGCCUCGCCCGCACCCGGAUAGUGCUGCUGGCUGCGCAACUGCAUCCUGUCUUGAUCGGGGCGCACC